This is a messenger RNA of Magnolia sinica, 1311 nucleotides long. Its product is annotated as trans-resveratrol di-O-methyltransferase-like. The coding region runs from base 45 to 1127 and encodes 360 amino acids. The record is from RefSeq and is a predicted model, not a curated record. The transcript is spliced from 2 exons. Gene Ontology annotation, biological process: methylation. Gene Ontology annotation, molecular function: protein dimerization activity; O-methyltransferase activity; S-adenosylmethionine-dependent methyltransferase activity. NCBI's taxonomy places the organism in Eukaryota, Viridiplantae, Streptophyta, Magnoliopsida, Magnoliales, Magnoliaceae.
GAUGUGGCUUGGUGGAGCUUCAAGCGUGAGUGAGAGAGAGAGAGAUGGAGAUGGAGUACAUAGGAGAAGAGGCCAAAGAGGUGUUGAAAGCCCAAUCCCAUGUAUGGAACCAUUUGUUUAACUUCAUUAAUUCCAUGUCCCUCAAGUGUGCCGUUCAACUUGGCAUACCAGACAUCGUUCACAGCCAUGGCUGUCCCAUGACUCUCUCCCAGCUGGUGGCCACGCUUUCGAUCGCUCCUGCUAGAGCGGCUCAUGUGGGCCGCCUCAUGCGUUUGUUGGUACACUCGGGUUUCUUCGCUGUACAAGAAAUCAACGAGGAUCAAGGAGGAGACAAAGAAGGUUAUGUGCUCACACCUUCUUCUAGGCUCCUCUUGAAGGACACAGCUACGUGCAUUUCGCCAUUUUUGAUGAUGAUGCUAGACCCAGUUCUAGUAACGCCAUGGCACUUCUUGAACACUUGGUUCACAGGGGAUGAUACAACACCCUUCCAGACUGCACACGGAGCACCCAUCUGGGACCGCAUGGCCAAGAGCCCCGACCUUAACGACUUCUUUAAUGAAGCCAUGGCUACUGAUGCUCGGCUAAUCAUAAGGAUCGUUGUUAAAGAGUUUAGUCUAGUCUUCCAAGGUGUGCGGUCAUUGGUUGAUGUCGGGGGCGGCACAGGAGCUGCUGCAGUGGCCAUUGCCAACGAGUUCCCACACGUGAAGUGCACCGUGUUUGAUCUCCCACACGUGGUUGCAAGCGUGCCAAAGAGUAACAACAUACAUGUGGUUGGAGGGAACAUGUUUGAAUCCAUCCCUUCUGCAGAUGCGGUUUUCCUCAAGUGGAUUCUGCACGAUUGGAGCGAUGAAGAGUGCAUGAAGAUACUGAGACGGUGCAAGGAAGCGAUCCCUUCAAAAGAAGAGGGAGGGAAGGUUAUUAUACCGGACAUGGUCGUGAACAUGAACAAUAGCGAUUGCAAGUCAACGGAGACACAGCUCUUUUUCGAUCUAUUAAUGAUGGUUGUUGCUGGCGGGAAGGAGAGAGACGAACAGGAAUGGCGAAAGAUCUUCAUCGAUGCUGGUUUCACUCACUACAAGAUUACACCCAUCCUUGGUAUUCGGUCCAUUAUUGAGGUCUAUCCAUAAUUAUUUGAUGGUUUGCAAUGUUUAGCUUGUUGCUAGUUCAGGUAAUUCUAGAAAUAAGAACUCCUUUGGAUUUAUUAAAUGGUAUCUAUGUAUUGGGUUUUCGAAUCAUGUUCCUUUAUGUUUGUGUACCUGUUUAAUGCUCGUGUUAUUUUAAGAAAUGGAAUGUGUGUUUGUGAUUGUUGAA